UCUCCCUGUUGGAAUUUCAGUUUUGACUCGGUCACCUUUGUGAGGCCGAAAGAGAUGGCUAAUAAGCACAACGAGAUGCAGCAGAACACUGGAUUAGUGGAAGCAAUCAUACUUGAGGUUAAAGAUAGAGAAAAGAUUGGAGGGUCCUCUUUAAAGUCUGAUGUCAUUUGCUGCAACAAACACCAUUCUGAACAAGGGGUCUGCAAAGUUGGUGAGGUUAUCAUCCAUAAUAACCCAGACAACCCCGGAUGGCCAAAACGCAUUAAGACCUUUUUCCAAGGGAACAAUGAAGAAGUUAAAAUGGAGCUCGAAAAUGUUGAAAUAAACAGCACUGGGAUGUACUACCUCUAUUUCAUGUUUUGCGAUCCGCAACUCAAGGGUACUCUUAUUAAAGGAAGGACUGUGUGGAAGAACCCCAAUGGUUAUUUACCUGGGAAGAUGGCUCCUUUAAUGACAUUUUUUGGUGUGAUGUCUUUGGCUUACCUUGUACUAGGCCUUGGCUGGUUUUUAAGGUUUGUUCAGUUCUGGAAGGAUAUCAUUCAUUUGCACUACCAUAUCACACUGGUGAUUGCUCUUGGAAUGUGUGAAAUGGCUGUUUGGUACUUUGAAUAUUCUAAUUUCAAUUCAACUGGGAGCAGACCAAUGGGUAUUACAUUGUGGGCAGUGAGCAUUGGCUCUGUUAAGAAGACUCUAUCUCGCCUUCUUCUUUUGGUGGUUUCCAUGGGCUUCGGUGUCGUCAGGCCAACCUUAGGUGGCUUAACAUCAAAAGUACUUCUGCUUGGUUUGGUGUAUUUUAUUGCGACUGAUGCACUUGAGCUGGUAGAACAUUUGGGGAACAUUAAUGACUUUUCUGGGAAAGCAAAGUUAUUUUUGGUUCUACCUGUAGCUUUUUUGGAUGCUUGCUUUAUUCUAUGGAUUUUCUCAUCACUAUCAAAAACUUUAGAGAAACUUCAGAUGAGGAGAAACUUGGCAAAACUGGAGUUGUACCGCAAGUUUACUAAUGCCCUUGCAGUGUCUGUGUUGCUUUCUAUUGCUUGGAUCGGCUUUGAGCUAUACUUCAAUGCAACUGAUCCACUGAAUGAGUUGUGGCAAAUUGCAUGGAUCAUCCCAGCUUUCUGGAAUAUGCUUGCAUAUUCUCUUUUGGUGGUCAUAUGUGUUCUGUGGGCUCCUUCACGUAAUCCAACGAGAUACGCUUACAUGGAGGAGAUGGAUGGGGACUCUGAUGAGGAGGGUGUUGCAUUGACCAGCAAUGGUGCGGACAUGGCAAUGAAGCUGGAAAGGCAGGCAAUUGGAGAUGAUCUUGAAGAGGAUAAGCGUGAAUAGAUGAUAUCGCAAUGUAUAAUAUACCAAAAUCCCUAUUGAAGCUUGAGUUGUACCCUCAGGAAAUAUCUGUAAAUCUUGCUGUACAAUCUGAGUUGUAUGUAUAGCGAACUUGUGAUUGAAGUACUUUGAGAAGGCAUGAACAUAGAUAUUGCAGUAUUACUGUAUUAGUGAAA
Molecule: messenger RNA, 1496 nt
Organism: Theobroma umbraticum
Lineage: Eukaryota; Viridiplantae; Streptophyta; Magnoliopsida; Malvales; Malvaceae
Biological process (GO): transport
Cellular component (GO): membrane; Golgi apparatus
Source: RefSeq, a predicted model, not a curated record